AUGCAAAAGAUGAUGCAACCACCAGACGAAAUUUAUGAAGAACUAUUUGAAGAAAUUCAAACAUCACGUAUAUUUUUCGAUUCUAAAACCUUUUGUGAUGCAAUUUCACGACAAUUUACUCCAUAUGAAAUUCUCAACGAAUAUCGUCAAGAGAAAACAAAAUCUUCAUUCAAUCUUUCUUCUUUUGUUUUCGAACACUUCAUUGCACCAUCUACAAUCGAUCUGAUCAUCAAUGAAAAGCGUUCCCUCGAAGAAUACUGUCAUUGUCUUUGGCCUUUGUUAACACGAACAGUCAAAAGCGUAAAUUAUUCAUCAAUCAUCGAAGUUCCAUAUCCAUUUAUUGUACCCGGUGGUCGUUUUCGUGAAUUUUAUUAUUGGGACACAUAUUUCACAAUGUUGGGUUUAGUUCGGUCGAGUGAGAUCGAAUUGGCAAAUCACAUGUUGGACAAUUUUGCUUAUUUAAUUCGAACAAUUGGACACAUUCCAGGUGGAAAUCGAUCAUAUUAUGUCGAUCAAAGUCAACCGCCGUUCUUUUCGUUAAUGACACAACUGUUAGGACAAACGAAGAAAUAUCAACAUGAAUUAGAAAUCGAAUACGAAUUCUGGAUGACGAAAAGAGCAGUGACAUUAGAUAAUGGAACAAUUCUAAACCGUUACUAUGUUGAUAAUGGCAACAAACCAAGGCCCGAAGCUUUUCUUGAAGAUGUUCAGACAGCGAAAAACUCCAAGAAUGUCAAUAUUUAUUUGGAUUUAACAGCAGCUGGUGAAUGUGGAUGGGAUUUUAGUUCACGAUGGAUGGAAGAUGAAAGUGAUUUAUCAACAAUUAUGAUUACAAAUCUCCUUCCCGUUGAUCUCAACUGUUUGUUAUAUCAUUUAGAAUUGUCGAUAGGAAAAACAGAUGAAGCAAAACGUCGUUGUCAAGCUAUUCGAAAGUAUAUGUGGUCAGAUAAGCGGCAAUUUUUUACAGAUUAUGAUUUUAUUCAAAAGAAACCAACAGAUCGUGUCACUCUCGCUGGUCUGUUUCCUUUGUGGCUUGAUGUUUCAACAGAAGAUCAAGUGAAACACGUGGCUGAGCAAACUGAAUCUUUGUUUUUGUAUGAUGGGGGUCUUGUGACCACCAUAGCAAAACAAAGUUCACAACAAUGGGAUUAUCCGAAUGGAUGGGCACCACUUCAGUUCAUUGCUUAUCGUAGUUUACUUCGAUAUCCUCAGUAUGAGAAACUUGCUCAGACGAUUCGUCAACGAUGGAUGAAUUUGAAUGAACGUGUUUUUGCAGAAACUGGAAAAAUGAUGGAGAAAUACGAUGUUGUGAAUAUCGAUAAAUUAGCGAGUGGAGGAGAAUAUCAAGUUCAAGAGGGUUUUGGAUGGACAAAUGGUGUUUAUUUAGAAAUGCUUCAUGAUUACAGAUCAGAAAUACAUUCCUUGACAUGA
Molecule: messenger RNA, 1431 nt
Organism: Adineta ricciae
Lineage: Eukaryota; Metazoa; Rotifera; Eurotatoria; Adinetida; Adinetidae
Source: the annotation of a GenBank genome assembly